AUGGCCAUGCUCUGCACCGCCUCCGCUCUGCCCCACGCCGCCCGCGGCGAUGCUGAAGCAGCCGGGUGGGCUCUCAAGAACUACGGGGCAGUGUUAAUCAAGACGACGGGUCAAGUUGUCAGUGCCGACGAAUUCAAACAGCUUGCCGUGGCUGCGUGGCAGGCGGCAGGACACCCAAGUUCCACCCAAGAGUAUAACGGGCCGGGAUCCGUGAACCGAGCCGAGAUUUAUGAGGGCGUCUACGACGUAAAUGCAGGGAGGACCAACACUAUGCCAGUGCCGCCGCACAGCGAGCAGUCGUACUUGUUCCUGGUUCCGCGCUUUGUGGCGUUCUCCUGUUGGGAGCAGGCGAAAAGUGGAGGGCACCUCGAGCUCUUCGACAAUGCGAAGAUCGUUCAGGCACUUCCCGACUUCACCGCCAAGCUCCGGGCCUACAACGUGACCUACCAGCGCGUCCUGGGCGACAGGACCAAGGGCAACUGGAGCUACGCCACGGGGCACUGGCAGACGAAGUAUGGGACCUCCAGCUUCGCGGAGGCUCAGAAGAAGGCCGCGGAGGACACCAUCUUGGGAGGCCCGGCUGGGUCGACGCUGAAGCCGCACCUCCAGGACACCGCUCUCAUGGAGUGGACGGUCCCUGCCGUCUCGGACGGCUACAUGCUGAACGCCAUCCUGGACAAUCAGAGAUCUUUCAACGAGAACGACGGCCUGGCACCCUUCCAUUCUCAAUUCGGGAAUGGGGAGGAGUUCUCUUCGAAAGACUUGGAGGCCUUGAGGCGCAGCACCCAAGAGGCGCUAACGCACCAGAUCCUCAUGGAGCCCGGCGAUGUGGUCGUCCUCGACAACUGGCGAUGGGCACACGGACGGCAGCCUUAUGAAGGCAAGCGGGUGCAUGGUUCGGUGAUCUCGGACCGGCGACCCGUGCACGGAAUUUUUUAA
Molecule: messenger RNA, 939 nt
Organism: Symbiodinium sp. CCMP2456
Lineage: Eukaryota; Dinophyceae; Suessiales; Symbiodiniaceae
Source: the annotation of a GenBank genome assembly